Molecule: messenger RNA, 1598 nt
Organism: Scleropages formosus (Asian bonytongue)
Lineage: Eukaryota; Metazoa; Chordata; Actinopteri; Osteoglossiformes; Osteoglossidae
Product: ras-related protein rab7
Exons: 7
Coding region: 477-1100 (207 amino acids)
Biological process (GO): phagosome-lysosome fusion; endosome to lysosome transport
Cellular component (GO): phagocytic vesicle; lysosome; late endosome
Molecular function (GO): GTPase activity; GTP binding
Source: RefSeq, a predicted model, not a curated record
GCUACAGUGCUUGUUUCAUGGUUUUCUUUUUCAUUGCUUGUGUUUGUAUUUAAAAUAAAUGUAUUUAAAUAUGAACAAUUCGGCUUCAUUAUGCACAGUGAUUGCUGUAUGUUUCUCAUUAAAAUUCCAGCAAGACUAGCCUACAGUCUUCUCUAGUCUAUUUCUGUAUAACUGAAGUAAUUGCUGACUUAACAUUUCGGCUUUUCGACAGAAACAGAUGCGAAACUAAAACAGACAGAUGGCAUGCUACAGCCAAUUUCCACCCGCAUCAUUUCAAGUCUUAAGUGCUAGUUAUUUACAACAUCUGAUUGUUAGGAUACUAGUAGUAUAGUGUAUGAAAUCGACGUCGCUAGUGGAGUUUUUAAGAACGAAUAUUGAGUCCGGCCCGGGGGGAGGAGGGAGUGAAACACAACAGCAAAACAGCGCACACACACACAGCUGCCGUGAACCGCUGGGACUGAGACGGCUGAGACAAAAUGACAUCCAGAAAGAAAGUGUUACUCAAAGUCAUCAUUCUAGGUGAUUCAGGAGUUGGGAAGACUUCUCUGAUGAACCAGUAUGUGAAUAAGAAAUUUAGUAACCAGUACAAAGCCACAAUAGGUGCUGACUUUCUGACGAAAGAGGUGAUGGUGGAUGACAGACUUGUUACAAUGCAGAUCUGGGACACGGCAGGGCAGGAGCGCUUCCAGUCACUGGGAGUGGCCUUUUACCGUGGAGCAGACUGCUGUGUAUUAGUGUUUGAUGUGACUGCACCUAACACCUUCAAGACCCUAGACAGCUGGAGAGAUGAGUUUCUGAUCCAGGCCAGCCCUCGUGAUCCAGAGAACUUCCCAUUUGUGGUGUUAGGCAACAAAAUUGACCUGGAGAACAGGCAGGUAACGACAAAGCGAGCACAGGCCUGGUGUCAGAGUAAGAGCAAUAUCCCCUACUUUGAAACCAGUGCCAAGGAAGCUAUCAAUGUAGAGCAGGCCUUCCAGACCAUCGCACGCAAUGCACUGAAGCAGGAGACGGAGGUUGAGUUGUACAACGAAUUCCCAGAGCCGAUAAAACUGGACAGAAAUGAGCGAGCCAAGCCAUCAGCAGAGACCUGCAGCUGCUGAAGGCCGUGCAGCCUCUGGAACCCCCUCUACUGUGGUUUCUGGCCUUCUGCAGCUCCGCCACCUUUUUCCCCAACUCUCCAUCCAUGUGUCCAAACACCACUCGUUUACAAAAGUAGCUAACUGCCAUAGUAAAUGAGUCCACUUUCCCCCUAUAGAAUGUAAUAGAUUUCACACCCACAUUCACAUAAGAGUGCAAGUGCACACACACACACCGCACACAGUAAAAAUCUCUAUCAGCAAGCACUAAUACAGAUUCACACCCCAAUUAUGCUCAUAUCUCUAAAGUUCACCACUUCCCUGUUGUAAUUCAUCCAGUGACACAUCCUACUUAAAGGGGGUUGGGGUUUUAAUCAUUGAUUAGAUACAUUUUAACUGUUAAUUCCUGAUAUUGACAGGUUGGAGAUGACUGCAAAGGGGUAGUUAUCAUUUGUAAGAUCAUCCUAGGUUUCAUAUUGAGCCAUACCAGUUCACAUAAUCUUUUUUUUUUUUUUUUUUGGU